This is a messenger RNA of Dicentrarchus labrax (European seabass), 1312 nucleotides long. RefSeq names its product NADH:ubiquinone oxidoreductase subunit A10 (gene ndufa10). Gene Ontology annotation, biological process: mitochondrial electron transport, NADH to ubiquinone. Bases 101 to 1168 code for a protein of 355 amino acids. The transcript has 10 exons. NCBI's taxonomy places the organism in Eukaryota, Metazoa, Chordata, Actinopteri, Moronidae. Gene Ontology annotation, cellular component: cytoplasm. The record is from RefSeq and is a predicted model, not a curated record.
CCUGUGACGUCUUUUUGCGUCGCUGUGUUGCGGUGAUCGUUCGGGUCAGGUCGGAGGGCGAUCGGACGCUUUCUGGACGCUUUCUGGAGGACAGUGAAUCAUGGCCCUCAGGGUGAUCCGACUGCUCGUCCCCACGGCAGCGACAGCUUCACAGCGUGUGACGGUGGCCCAGAAGGCUGGCGUUCACACAAGCUCAGUGAGAAGUUUGGGGUAUGGCUGGUGGGCCUACGCGCUGGGCGAGAGGACGACGCCACGGUUUGGCCAGAACAGCAAAAUCAUCUCCGUGGAUGGCAACUUGGCCUCAGGGAAAGGAGUCCUGGCCCAGAAGUUGGCUGACAGGCUGGGGAUGCUCCACAUGCCGGAGCCUGACGCUUUCUACGUGGACAAGAUGACCGGGGAGAAGGAGCCACUUCCCGUCGACUUCAACGGGAUGUGCAGCCUGGAGAAGUUCUACACAGACCCCAAAGCUGCCGACGGGAACAGCUACAGACUGCAGCUGUGGAUGUACACCAUGAGGCUGCUUCAGUACGCCGACGCCAUCGAACACCUGCUCGCCACAGGCCAAGGAGUGAUCCUGGAGCGUUCUCCCUUCAGUGACAUGGUCUUCCUGGACGCUAUGUUCAAACAGGGAUACAUCAGGAAGGAGUGUGUGCAGCACUACAACGAGAUCAAAGGCAUCAGCAUCUGUGAGUUCCUACCUCCUCACCUCUCCAUCUACAUUGACCUGCCGGCUGAGGAGGUGCAGAAGAAGCUGAAACAGAGCAGCAAGCCCUAUCUUCAGAAUGUGCCCCUGGCUUAUCUGAAGAGCAUUGAGGAUUGCUACAAGAAGUCUUUCCUGAACCAGAUCAGGGAAACAUCAGAACUGCUUGUUUACGAUGCAGCCCAAGCCCUAGAUGCCGAAAGGGUGGCAGAAGACAUUGAGUAUUUGAAGUUUGAUAAGGGGCCGUGGCUGGAGCAGGAUGACAUCAGCUACCACUACAUGAGGAAGCUCGUGCAAGACAAACAGAGGGUGGCAACCCUGACCCACAUACCGAAGUUUCUGCCAGAGAUAACCAUCGGGGCCCACGAGUACGAUGAAAAAUACUACGCCUUUAGAUCGCUCCCUGGGAAGAGGUAUGCCGCUGGUUAUAAUGAAGACAAGGGAGACAAACACAUCUGGCUGAAGUGAAGGAGUCCACAGGCGUGUAACUAAUUCUACCCUGGCUGAUCUGCUCAUUGAGUAAACUCUGAACCACACAUCCAGUUGUCUUCUGUUGUACAUCCUAAAUAAUAAUAUGUAUGUAUUAAAAGAAUAAUCUUUGAAUCUACACAA